AAACAGAAAGAAGGUCAAGGCUGUGUGUCACUAGGCGGAGGCUCUGAAAUUUGAACUUUAUUCGAGAGAGACGGUUUGGAGUGAGGAGGAGUUGGGGCCACAUUAGGGAUGGGCUGGCCAAGGGCUUACUACAGUCCUGGGGCCUCCGAGCCGCCCGAGAAGGAAGAAAGUUUCAUGGAGUCCAGAGGUUUACAGUGUAAAUGUAAAUAUCUCCAGCCAUGAGGAAUGGGCAGUAUGGGCCAGGGUGGAGGCCAGGAAGGUGGGCAUGUUGCUGGGCUGCCCUAGAUUUUGAUUGGCCAUGAGGGGUCUAAUUUUCUGCCCUGCUGGUCUACGGAGCCCAAGAAUCGGGCGGCUUCCCAAGCCCGACCCUCAACUGACAGUGACCUGCAGGUGGAAGGGGAGGAAAGAUUCCUCGAGCAGCUAAAAGACAUUUGACCUGCACGUGCGCACAACCAGCCCUUAACUCCCUUCAGUUAUUCAGCUCAGGCCAGAAUUUGACCCCAACGCCCAGACCCACUAGUCUAGGGCGUCAAGGCCAACGGUUGGGGUGCAUACCUGAGGGGGCGUGGCCGCUGCCUGGGGGCCGGGCUUCAAGGAGUUAAGCAGAGGCCUGGCUCAGCCCCGCCCCCAGCAGGCCGCGGCGCCUGAGCCCCAGCGGUGAAGCCGAGCAGCCCGCCGCCUCCGGCCCGACCGCCUCCGCCUGCGGGGAGCCCGACUGCCCGCCGGCGCCCGGGAGCGCCGCCGCCACCACCCGGCCCAGGCCCAGGCCCUGCGCGGAGCGGAGCGGAGCGACGUCCACCCGGGCCCAGUCAGCCGGCGCGGCGGGGGCGGGCCCAGGAUCUUCGGCGGAUCUUCCAUUCUCCUAGGCGGGAGCGGGAGUCCGGGCGCCCCGGAUUAGGCUGGGCCCGCGCCCAUGGCAAGCGCGGCUUGCCCGGGCCCCGGGGACCCUGCCAUGUGAGGCAGGCCCGGGCUGGGGGCCCGGUCAUGGCCGGGGAACGUCCCCCACUACGGGGCCCUGGGCCGGGGCCCGGAGAGGCGCCGGGGGAGGGGCCCCCAGGGCCGGGGGGCGCGGGUGGAGGCCGGGGCCGCCCCUCCUCCUACCGGGCUCUCCGCAGCGCCGUGUCCAGCCUGGCGCGCGUGGACGAUUUCCACUGCGCCGAGAAGAUCGGGGCCGGUUUCUUCUCUGAGGUCUACAAGGUUCGGCACCGACAGUCAGGGCAAGUCAUGGUGCUGAAAAUGAACAGGCUCCCCAGUAACAGGGGAAACACACUACGGGAGGUGCAGCUGAUGAACCGGCUCCGGCACCCCAACAUCUUAAGGUUCAUGGGGGUCUGUGUGCACCAGGGGCAGCUGCACGCUCUUACAGAGUAUAUGAAUGGGGGGACCUUGGAACAGCUGCUCAGCUCCCCUGAACCCCUAUCCUGGCCUGUCAGGCUCCGCCUGGCUCUGGACAUCGCCCAUGGCCUGCGGUACCUGCAUGCCAAAGGUGUAUUCCACCGAGACCUCACAUCCAAGAACUGUCUGAUCCGUCGGGAAGACCGAAGCUUCACAGCUGUUGUGGGUGACUUCGGACUGGCUGAAAAGAUUCCUGUGUAUAGGGAAGGGGAAAGGAAGGAGCCAUUGGCUGUGGUGGGUUCCCCAUAUUGGAUGGCUCCAGAGGUGUUGCGGGGUGAGCUAUAUGACGAGAAGGCCGAUGUCUUUGCCUUCGGGAUUAUCCUCUGCGAGCUCAUCGCACGAGUACCUGCGGACCCUGACUACCUGCCCCGUACUGAGGACUUUGGCCUGGAUGUGCCCGCUUUCCGGACCCUGGUGGGGGAUGACUGCCCACUGCCCUUCCUGCUGCUGGCCAUCCAUUGCUGCAGUAUGGAACCUAGCGCUCGUGCUCCCUUCACCGAAAUCACCCAGCACCUGGAGUGGAUCCUAGAGCAACUGUCUGAGCCAGCCCCCCUCACCAGGGCUCCCCUGACACAUAAUCAGGGGUCUGUUCCAAGAGGAGGUCCCUCUGCCACGCUUCCCAGGCCAGACCCCCGGCUCUCCCGAAGCAGGUCAGACCUCUUCCUGCCUCCAUCGCCAGAAUCACCCCCCAACUGGGGGGACAAUCUGACUCGAGUCAACCCCUUCUCACUACGUGAAGACCUCAGGGGUGGCAAGAUCAAGCUCCUGGACACACCUAGCAAGACAGUCGCUCCCCUGCCCCUUGUACCGCCAUCACCACUGCUCUCUACCCAGCUGCCCUUGGUGACCACUCCUGAGACCCUACUCCAGUCUGGGACACCUGCCCGUCGCUGCCGCUCAUUACCAUCAUCCCCUGAGCUCCCCCGACGCAUGGAGACAGUACUGCCGGGCCCUGGCCCUCCUGCGGUGGGCCCCUCCGCUGAAGAGAGAAUGGAGUGUGAGGGCAGUAGUCCCGAGCCAGAACCCCCAGGGCCAGCUCUCCAGCUGCCCCUGGCCGUGGCCACAGACAACUUCAUCAGCACUUGUUCGUCAGCCUCCCAGCCCUGGUCCCCUAGAUCAGGACCUCCCCUUAACAACAACCCCCCAGCUGUGGUGGUGAACUCCCCACAGGGCUGGGCCGGCGAGCCCUGGAACCGGGCGCAGCAUAGCCUGCCCCGAGCAGCAGCCCUGGAGCGGACAGAACCCUCGCCGCCCCCUUCAGCUCCUCGGGAGUCCGACGAGGGGCUCCCCUGCCCGGGCUGCUGCCUGGGCCCCUUCAGCUUCGGCUUCCUGUCCAUGUGCCCCCGCCCCACACCAGCUGUUGCCCGCUACCGCAACCUGAACUGUGAGGCGGGCAGUCUCCUCUGCCACCGAGGGCACCAUGCCAAGCCACCCACACCCAGCCUUCAGCUGCCUGGGGCACGCUCUUAGCAGUGGGGCCUCCAACUUUGGCCUUCAGGAUGCCCUGUGAGGACAGCACACGUGCUGGGCAGCGCCAGCCCCAGACGGGCUGACCGGCUCCUCCACAGAGGGGAACCUCAGCAUGGACGCAAGGGAUAGACAUUUCCUAUCCAGCCCCUGGGCUUGCCCUCCCGUGGGGGUCACCCAACAUUGCUGACACACAAGACUAACACGUGCAAAUUAUUUAAAAAUAUUUCAAUAAAACUGCCUGGCUG
Pteronotus mesoamericanus is the source of this 3110-nucleotide messenger RNA. RefSeq names its product testis associated actin remodelling kinase 1 (gene TESK1). Gene Ontology annotation, cellular component: nucleus; cytoplasm. Gene Ontology annotation, molecular function: protein serine/threonine kinase activity; ATP binding. NCBI's taxonomy places the organism in Eukaryota, Metazoa, Chordata, Mammalia, Chiroptera, Mormoopidae. The transcript is spliced from 10 exons. Bases 985 to 2865 code for a protein of 626 amino acids. Gene Ontology annotation, biological process: protein phosphorylation; actin cytoskeleton organization; positive regulation of stress fiber assembly. The record is from RefSeq and is a predicted model, not a curated record.